ACCUCAGCCCUCACGGUCACCACUGCGCUAUCGCUACGAGCGAGCUCGCUUCGAAAGGCGCACGCGGCGCCACGGCGAGCCACUCCAGCGCCAUGGCCGUGCUCUCCCUCCUCCUGCUGCCGCGGCCGUGUGCCGUCCUCGCCUCCAACGCAGGCGCCACGUCCACGUCCCCGCGGCCGGCCGUCAUCCUCCCAGGGCUCGGGAACAACACGGGCGACUACGCGCGGCUCGCGGCGGCGCUGCGGGACGACCACGGCCUGCCGGCGGCAGUCGUGGCGCGGGUCUCGCGCCCCGACUGGCUCCGCAACGCCGCCGGGCUUGCCGACGCCAACUACUGGCGAGGCAAACUCCGCCCGCGCCCCGUUCUUGACUGGUACCUGAAGAGGGUGGACGAAGCGGUGUCUGAGGCGAGGGAACUGUGCGCUCAAGAUGGGAAGAUAACACUGAUAGGGCAUUCAGCUGGGGGCUGGCUUGCGCGCGUGUACAUGGAAGAGUUUGAGGCUUCUGACAUAAGCUUACUGCUCACACUUGGCACGCCUCACUUGCCUCCUCCAAAAGGUGUACCUGGGGUAAUUGACCAGACUAGAGGACUACUGGACUAUGUCCAGAAGAAUUGUGCUCCAGCAGUUUAUACACCUGAACUAAGAUAUGUGUGCAUUGCUGGAAGGUACAUUCAAGGUACUCCUGUUCUGGGGAACCCCACAGUUGCUUCGGAUGAGAUUCUCGCAGUGGACACUCCUGCAGACGGAGGCGAGGCUGUUAUUAUCAGUACCAAUGACAAACCUACUCCAUCAAGAGCCACCUUGAGAGCCCGGUUCGUCGGACAAGGGUACAAACAGGUUUGUGGCCGUGCGGAUGUGUGGGGCGACGGCGUCGUUCCAGAAAUGUCGGCGCAUCUGGAGGGUGCACUGAAUAUAAGCUUGGACGGCGUGUACCACUCCCCUGUAGGCUCUGAUGAUGAACAGAGGCCCUGGUAUGGAUCUCCGGCAAUCCUCGAGCAGUGGGUGCAUCACCUUCUCAGCUGAGUUGAUACACGUGAGCAGAAGGCUACCGAUGCUGGAACUGGAAGUGUGUCCAGCUAGAAAUGCCAUCAGGUCCCCGCGGGCCAUGCCAUGUUGUGUAGCGUCGUUCAUUGGCAUAAUAGCAACGUAAAUCCUGAACAGCAGCAAGCAAAUGUAUGUCUUUGGCUUCUGUACACAACUUUACUCUGAUCUUUUGUCCAAAUAUAAUGGAUCAUCACUGGAAUUUCUUACUGUA
This is a messenger RNA of Phragmites australis (common reed), 1257 nucleotides long. RefSeq lists its product as uncharacterized. The record is from RefSeq and is a predicted model, not a curated record. Gene Ontology annotation, cellular component: chloroplast. Lineage: Eukaryota; Viridiplantae; Streptophyta; Magnoliopsida; Poales; Poaceae. Gene Ontology annotation, molecular function: hydrolase activity, acting on ester bonds. The transcript has 7 exons. Bases 93 to 1025 code for a protein of 310 amino acids.